This is a messenger RNA of Saccostrea cuccullata (small rock oyster), 1812 nucleotides long. RefSeq names its product proteasome activator complex subunit 3-like. The record is from RefSeq and is a predicted model, not a curated record. The transcript has 6 exons. The coding region runs from base 1 to 843 and encodes 280 amino acids. Gene Ontology annotation, cellular component: cytoplasm; nucleoplasm; proteasome activator complex. NCBI's taxonomy places the organism in Eukaryota, Metazoa, Mollusca, Bivalvia, Ostreida, Ostreidae. Gene Ontology annotation, molecular function: endopeptidase activator activity. Gene Ontology annotation, biological process: regulation of G1/S transition of mitotic cell cycle; regulation of proteasomal protein catabolic process; positive regulation of endopeptidase activity.
AUGUGCCAUUGUUCUCUAUUAUCAGGACAUUUAGGGAUUAAGAAAACAAAAUUUAGAGUUACCAGAAACUUUUACUGGUUUGAAUUGAAGGAAGAAAUCAGAAUAUUUAUUGUAUCUUGUGAAAACUGUUCAGUGAACAAACCUCCUGCACAUAAACCCAAAGCUCAUCUGGGAAUUAUGUUGUUUGGUGCCCCAUGGGAUUGUCUGGCCACAGAUUAUAUUGGUCCUUUACCUAUCACAAAGAGAAAGAAUAGUCUGUGUGCAAAUGACUUUGAUCCACAAAAUCACAUUCCCCAGAAAAUUAAUUUCAUGUUUGACUUAUCUGUUAAUCAAGAGAACACUAGGCAUUACUUUGUUUUGAUGUCAGGUACAAGGGUCAUGGUGUUACCCAAUGGUCCAGCCCCCUGUAAUAAGAAGUUAGUGGUGAUAGCAGAGAAGUUAAAACCAUUAAUAAGAGACCUGAUGGAUCACACAAAUAUGCUGAAGAUGUGGAUUGCAUUCCUGAUUCCAAAAAUUGAAGAUGGGAAUAACUUUGGUGUAUCAGUUCAGGAGGAAACAAUGGGAGAGGCCAGACAGGUAGAAACUGAGGCUGCCUCUUACUUAGACCAGGUGUCUAGAUACUUCAUCUCACGGGCAAAACUCAUCUCUAAAGUGGCCAAAUACCCACACAUAGAUGACUACAGACAAGCGGUGAGGGAAUUAGACGAGAAAGAAUAUGUCAGUCUGCGCCUCAUCUGCUGUGAAGUCCGCAACCACUACGCAAGCCUCCAUGACCUGGUGUUGAAGAAUAUCGACAAAAUCAAGAAACCAAGAUCAGCAAAUGCUGACAGUCUCAUUUACUGAUGGCAAUUAACAGAUUAAUUGAUAAAUUAAACACCUUUAAUUAAUUUUUUUGGCAUAAACAAACCAAGGAAACAUCAAUGUUACUAAAAUUUAAAAAUUGGAUGAACACAGCAUGGGGCGCCGUACAAGCAGGAGAUGGAUUGUUGCAUUGUUUGGUGCUAAAAAUAUCAGCAACCAGAAGAAAUGUGAAUUAAAAACAUUAUACAUUAAAUGUCAGAAAAUGGGGCUCAUAGAGUUCAGGACAAUGUAGUUCAUCAUCAUCAGUUGUUGGGUACAUAAAUUAUCAAAUCAUAGGAAUUAUUUCAUACCAUUCAACCUUGCAAUGUUUUAUUGUUACUAAAAAUAUCUGUUGGAUGAUUGUACCCCGGCCGUUUUAAAUUCAUUGAUUUUACAAUGCUGGUAGUUUUUAUUUCCUUUUUUGUCUCUAUUGAAAUUUCAUUUUGAUAUUUUCCAUUUUCAUAUUUCAAAUCACAAUAUACAUGUAAUAAUAUUGUGUUUUCCUCUGCAAAUCAGAUUGUUGACAAAUUAAACGGAAAUUGAAAACUUGUUUUAUCAAAUGUAAAACCACCAUUAAAUGGAUAUAUUGAAUGGGGGAAUAAAGAGAUAAAAGUCUUUAAAAUGUUAUUUUUUUAGUAUUUUUGUGAAUGCAGAGAGAGCAUUCAUAGAGUUUAAAUGUUCAAAAGCUUCAUGAUAAGAAAUAUUGAAAGAAUAUGUUAAUAUAUAACUUUAUACAAUAAUUUUUAUUCUCUUUUUCUCAAUAGAAAAAUCCUGACCGUAAAAGUACUAAAAUAUCUUAAAGGAAGUUUUUUUUUAAAUUCAAUUUUUUCCUAAAAGUAGUGGGAUUAUUUAAAUGAAAACUUUGAUGAUUAUAAUGUCAAACGCUCGUCCAAGUUCAUGUGUUUAAUGGUGAGACUUGUUUUUAGCAAAUUGCAUGUACAUGUAUUAAUGAAAUAAAAAAUGAAAGAUUUA